Molecule: messenger RNA, 1170 nt
Organism: Anopheles maculipalpis
Lineage: Eukaryota; Metazoa; Arthropoda; Insecta; Diptera; Culicidae
Gene: Fen1
Product: flap endonuclease 1
Exons: 2
Coding region: 8-1165 (385 amino acids)
Cellular component (GO): nucleus
Molecular function (GO): 5'-flap endonuclease activity; DNA binding; RNA-DNA hybrid ribonuclease activity
Source: RefSeq, a predicted model, not a curated record
CAGCAUCAUGGGAAUUAAAGGACUUUCACAACUGAUUGCCGAUAUCGCACCGUUUGCGGUGAAAGAGGGAGAAAUAAAGCAUUUUUUUGGACGAAAAGUGGCCAUCGAUGCAUCCAUGUGUCUGUACCAAUUUCUGAUUGCUGUCCGUGCUGAGGGUGCCCAGCUUACGUCGGUGGACGGUGAAACGACCUCCCAUCUUAUGGGUACGUUUUACCGCACGAUCCGGCUGCUAGAGAACGGCAUCAAGCCGGUGUACGUCUUCGACGGUAAACCACCGGAUCUCAAGUCUGGCGAGUUGAGCAAGCGUGCCGAGCGAAGGGAAGAAGCGCAGAAAGCGCUGGACAAAGCGACAGAAGCUGGCGCCGUGGAGGACAUUGAGAAGUUUAACCGUCGACUGGUGAAGGUAACGAAACAGCAUGCAAACGAAGCGAAAGAAUUGCUACGGUUGAUGGGCGUUCCGUACGUGGAAGCACCUUGCGAAGCGGAAGCACAAUGUGCCGCACUGGUUCGCGCUGGAAAGGUGUUUGCGACGGCCACCGAAGAUAUGGAUGCACUUACGUUCGGCUCAUCCAUCCUACUGCGCCAUCUAACGUUUAGUGAAGCGCGCAAAAUGCCGGUGCAGGAGUUUAACUACGAAAAGGUGCUGAAAGGGUUCGAACUAUCGCAGGACGAGUUUAUCGAUCUGUGCAUACUGCUCGGAUGCGAUUAUUGUGAAACUAUCCGGGGUAUCGGUCCGAAGAAAGCGAUCGAAUUGAUCAAUAAGCAUCGUUCGAUCGAAAAGAUCCUGGAACACAUUGACAAGUCGAAGUACAUCGUACCGGAAGACUGGAACUAUGAGCAGGCAAGAAGGCUGUUUAAGGACCCGGAAGUACAGGAUGCGGAUACCGUCGAGCUGAAGUGGUCCGAACCGGAUGAGGAAGGUUUGGUGAAGUACAUGUGCGGUGAUCGUCAGUUCAACGAGGAUCGUAUAAGGGCGGGUGCGAAAAAAAUUAUGAAAACAAAAAACACCGCAACGCAGGGCCGGUUAGAUUCGUUCUUCAAAGUGCUACCAUCGACCGGUACGCCCAAGCGAAAGGUGGACGAGAAAAAGCCACUUACCGGGUCCGCGGCAAAGAAAGCGAAAACUGGCGGAAGUGGUGCAGGCCGGGGUAGGAAACCAAAGUAAUGUGC